This is a messenger RNA of Stegostoma tigrinum, 6801 nucleotides long. Its product is annotated as long-chain-fatty-acid--CoA ligase 6-like. Gene Ontology annotation, molecular function: arachidonate-CoA ligase activity. Gene Ontology annotation, biological process: very long-chain fatty acid metabolic process; long-chain fatty-acyl-CoA biosynthetic process; long-chain fatty acid metabolic process. NCBI's taxonomy places the organism in Eukaryota, Metazoa, Chordata, Chondrichthyes, Orectolobiformes, Stegostomatidae. The transcript is spliced from 21 exons. The coding region runs from base 273 to 2369 and encodes 698 amino acids. Gene Ontology annotation, cellular component: endoplasmic reticulum; membrane. The record is from RefSeq and is a predicted model, not a curated record.
GUUCCGCUGUCUUGUAACUGGAUGAAUCCAGUAGUGUGAGGCAGUGGACUGUGUAUUCUUGGGAUUUACAAAGCGGCGUCUUGGCACAAAGCCAUUUUUUUUCCCGGAAAGAAGCGUGCAGUUGAUUCGAGUAUUGUAAUUUAGGUCCUUCCACAAGUAUAAAAGAGAUUUUCAGUUCCACAGCAGCUUGUGUCAAAUGGAAAGUGCUCAAAGUUGCUGCUGCACCCAGGAUGCUGAAUGGUUGAGAAUUAUUUAGCUCACUCAUUGAGAAGAUGCAAGCAAAGGAAAUCUUGAGGAAUCUGCAGCUACUGGAAUUAGAUGAAUUCAGCCAGUUUUUCCGCACAAUUCCCCCACCAACACUGAUGGGCAUUGCUUCGUUUGCAGCUAUUAUAGCGUACUGGCUAACUACCAGACCCAAACCCCUGAAGCCACCCUGUGACCUUUCAAUGCAGUCAGUGGAAAUUGAGGGUACUGACCAAGCUCGUGGCUCUGUAUUAGGCGACAGCAUCCAACUUAUGACGCACUACCAUGACGAUGCAAGGACAAUGUAUGAAGUAUACCAACGAGGAUUACACAUAGCAGGGGAUGGCCCUUGCUUAGGAUUCAGAAAACCCAAACACCCCUAUCAGUGGCUUUCGUAUAAAGAGGUUGCAACCCGAGCUGAGAACUUGGGAUCUGGACUGCUCCAAAAAAACUGCAGGUCAUCUCCAGACCAAUUCAUUGGUGUUUUUGCACAGAACAGACCAGAGUGGAUUAUUGCUGAACUGGCAUGCUAUACCUACUCCAUGGUGAUAGUGCCACUUUAUGACACACUUGGACCUGAAGCCAUUCGCUACAUAAUUAACACAGCUGAAAUUUCCACAGUUAUCUGUGAUAAGGUAGAAAAAGCAAAAGUUCUUUUGAUGAAUGUGGAGAAGAACGAGACUCCAGACUUGCAGAUAGUCAUCCUUAUGGAUCCAUUUGACGUGGACUUGGUUCAGAUGGGAAAUAACUGUGGAGUGCAAAUACUGGCACUCCAGGAAGUGGAGAACCUUGGACAAAUGAACAGGCGAACUCCGGUGCCUCCACGCCCUGAGGACCUAUCAAUUGUCUGUUUCACAAGUGGAACAACAGGGAAUCCUAAGGGAGCCAUGCUCACACAUGGAAAUGUGGUUGCUGAUUUUUCAGGUUUUUUGAAAGUUACAGAGAGCCAAUGGUUGCCUACAUCUGCUGAUGUACAUAUUUCCUACUUACCAUUAGCACAUAUGUUUGAAAGAAUGGUGCAGUCUGUUGUAAUAUGUCAUGGAGGUCGGAUAGGUUUCUUCCAAGGUGAUAUUAGACUUCUGUCUGAUGAUAUGAAGGCCCUUCAUCCAACUAUAUUUCCCGUUGUUCCAAGACUGCUAAAUCGAAUGUACGAUAAGAUAUUUAGCCAAGCAGGCACACCAGUAAGACGCUGGCUACUUGAAUUUGCAGCCAGAAGAAAGGCAAUUGAAGUGCAAAAUGGCAUCAUACGGAACAACAGCCUCUGGGACAAACUCUUUUUCAAAAAAAUACAGGAUAGCCUUGGAGGAAAGGUGAGAAUGAUUGUCACAGGAGCGGCCCCUGCCUCACCUGCUGUACUUGGCUUCCUAAGAGCAGCACUUGGUUGUCAGGUCUAUGAAGGUUAUGGACAGACUGAAUGUACAGCUGGAUGUACCUUUACUACACCUGGAGACUGGACAUCAGGGCAUGUUGGGGCUCCACUACCUUGUAAUUAUCUCAAACUUAUUAAUGUAGAUGAAAUGAAGUAUUUUUCUGCUAAAGGAGAAGGAGAGAUCUGUGUGAAAGGACCAAAUGUAUUUAAAGGCUACCUCAAAGACACUGAGAAAACAGAUGAAGCACUAGACAAAGACAGUUGGUUGCAUACUGGGGACAUUGGUAAAUGGUUACCUAACGGCACUUUAAAAAUCAUAGAUCGAAAGAAACAUAUAUUCAAACUUGCUCAGGGAGAGUACAUUGCACCAGAAAAAAUUGAGAACAUCUAUGUACGGAGUGAGCCUGUAGCCCAAGUGUAUGUCCAUGGAGACAGUUUGCAGUCCUUCUUGGUCGGUAUUGUUGUACCAGAUCCUGAAGCCACAGAAGCCUGGGCAAGGAAAAAGGGAUUUGAACAUUCAUUCGCAGAACUAACUAAAUCAGAGGCUUUUAAAAAAGCCAUUAUGGAAGACAUGGUGAAACUAGGACAACAAGCUGGCCUUUAUUCAUUUGAACAGGUAAAAGCCAUCUAUCUCCACUAUGAAAUGUUCUCUGUCCAAAAUGGCCUGUUGACUCCAACACUUAAAGCUAAGAGAUCAGAAAUGAGAAAUUACUUCCGGAAACAAAUUGAAGAACUUUACGCUAAUACUUCUAGAUGAACAUAUUUGCAAGAUGUUUCAUAAAGAACACUCCUGUUCAUGUACUGGUUAUGUUAUUUGAAGUAAUCAUGACAUAUAAAUAUAAAUAUGUUUCUUGACUAUAUUCAGAAACCUACUAAUUUUCUUCAGUCAAUUGGAAGAUGCCUUGCUUGACUUUAAGAACUCUAUGUAUAAUAAAGGUUUGCCCUUUUUUUUAAAGCUGCAGUAUGCUAGAGAUGAUUUUAUAUGUUCUUCGGUAUUAUUUGCUUUGUUUAUAUAAGGAUGACUAAUAGCUUAAAAUUGAAAUGUACAUAUUUUGUAAUACUGAAAAACAAAAUAGUUAGGUUAAGGGUUAAACACUUCUAAAUGUCAUCCUUUAAUAUUUUGUAGAUAUAAAUAUGUAUAUAAAUCUGUCAGUAUGUUAUCAGAACAAUUCAUCUCCUUAACCUGGAAACAUACAUUGACUUAUAAAGCAGAUUUUUGUAAAUUUAUUUUUCCUGAUGACAAGCAUUAACCUUUUCAGGUCUGCAUUAGCAUUUUUGCACGAAAACCAAAAGUAUCUUAAUUGCUGAAAAUGACAGAAUAAAUUUUGUGAAUAUCAUACAUUUGAGAACUAAGCAAUAGAAGUCUUCAGAAACCUUGUAGGUAAUUAAAUGUUUAUAAAGAUUCGAAUGCAGCAAAAGUAAAAUACACAUAAUUUGGCUUGAGGGUUUAUGGUUGGAAUUUAGUUUAAUAUUGUCGCCAGGAAUUUCAUUCUAUCUACUUCGCCUCCCUGUCAUGAUCAGUGCUAUUUUGUAGGGAAAAUGGGUCCGUUUUCUGUGGUCCAUAGUAUCAGGAGGUAUAAAAUGGAAGCAAGAGCUGGGCUUAUAAUUUAUGUACUAUCAGGAUCUCAACUUUCGCAUCAAUAUAUUUGAAGAUGACUGGGAAAAUUAUGGAUAAAUGAAUACUAAAUAAGCACAUGGAUGAGAUGCUUAAAAAAAGCUUGCAUUGAUCUUUCGUGCCUCAGACUGUCUCAAAGUGCUGUAUAGCCAGGCAACUACUCUGGCAGUAUUGUCAUUGUUUCGUCACUGGAGAUGCUCAGCAGCUAAUUUGGAUAAAUAGCUAAUUCAUUUGAUUAGGAGCACUGAUUUGAGAGAAAUGUUGGCCAGGACACUGAAGAAAAUUAAUCUUUUUUGGAAAUUGCCUUGGGAGCCUUUGUAACACCCUUAUUUGUCGGAAGAGAGAGUGUCAGCCUUGAUUGUCACUUCAAAUCCUGGAGUGACAAUCUUGUAACUGAGGCGAGUGCUGUCACUGAUUUAAGGCUUACAUCAUAUGCUGCAAUAUGUUUGUUGUGAGACUUGUUUGUUUAAAAAACAAAACUGUGAUACUUAAGACUAUUCUAAAUCACUAGUCAUCUUGCACAUUUUUAGGGUUGAAAUGUAAUAAUCUCAUUUUAAUUUGAAGAAUAUAUAUAAAUAAAUAUAAGAUUAAGCUAAAAUAAUUAGUCAUUUGUGGAUUAUCUCUGUCAAAACAUGAAGGCGUGAAUAGAUUGAAUAGCCACAGUCUUUUUUCCUAAACCUAGAGGGCAUAGGUUUAAGGUGAGAGGAAAAAUUUAAAAGGACUUGAGGAGUUGUGCUUGUAUGGAACAAGUUGCCAGAGGAAGUCAUUGAGGCAGGUACAAUUAUAACAUUUAAAAGGGAUCUGGAUGGGUAUAUGAGUAGGAAGGUUUUUAGAUGGAUUUGGGUCAAAUGCUGACAAACAAAAUUAGAUUGGGAUGUCCGGUCAGCACAGACAAGUUGGACCGAAGGAUCUGAUUUCUUGCUGUAUGACUCUGAUUCUAAAACAACAAAAUUUGUGGAUUUCUGGGUAGAAAUGAGAUUGACAUUUACUUAGGGAAAGAGGUCAUCAAAGAUCUUCUUGAACAAAAACAUUUCUAAACUGUUGAAAACAUGAAGGGUCUUGUAAGACAGCUGAUCAAGGUUUAGAUAGUUAUAUUAGAAGUCCAUUGUAUUUACCUUUGAAGUCCAACCAAACAUUUGGAAGGUUUUUGAUAUCAACUUUUACCCUCUAAUUUGCUUUCUUCUCUGAUAUAUCAAUAUAAAUGUGAGUGGAUUGAUGAGUCACCUGUUUCCAGAAACCUGUUUACAUUUCAACCACAUUUUUUCCCUUGCAACAAAUCACAACACAGAGGAAAAUGUGGAAGCGGUAAAACUGUUCUUGUAUUUACUUAAUCAACAAAAAUAUACAAAAUUAGUAUCCGUGCCAUUGCAUUGCAUUACUGCUAACAUGGCUAAGGAGCAUUUCAUACCUGUGCAGUUUUGAACAUUAUGCCAUGGCAUUGUCCAGUUACCAUAACCCUUUGAUCGAAUGUCUGGAUACUCUUCUGUUUUCUUCUCUGUCUCAAUCACAGACUGUUUCUUAACAUUUUAUUUAUUUUACCUCUAGAAUUUGUAUGUAAAUCCAUUUAUUGUAAGCAUACAAACACUUGAAAUAACCCUCUCUCUUACCUGACAAUCCGUACUACAAACUAACGUAAUGCAAGUCAAUGAGUUUCUGUACAUUGGUCACACGCUUAAAAAUAUAUAUUUGCAUUGUUGAUCCUAAGAUGUAAUUAACUGUGUUCACAAAAUAUGUACAGCCAUACUUACAACUGUGCCCACACCAUGCAAAAUUUCAAUUUCAAGAUGAGCUCAGUUCAUUAUGGAACUACUUCUGACUUUGACUAUUUUAAUUAGUAAUUAUCAGUUUCGCGAACAGACAUCUGCAAAUGUCAACUGGAUCAAUUUCUUCAUAUGUGAAUGUAUGUCUAUGCCAACAAGAAGGGUUAAAUAUGUGAGGCUGGAUGAUACACUGAAAGUGAGCUACUGGCACCCCAGCAAUGAAUGUUGGUCGUGAGCCCACUUCGACUUAUCUGACUUGCCCCACUUUAAUUAUUCUGACAAUACCCAUUUAAUUAGGAUGAAGCAGUACUCAGUCCAUCUCCAGUUCAAAGUCCUACUUAUAGAGCUGGCACCCAAGUGAAGACCAGCUGAGCACACAGGCACUGCCAGUGCAGCCAAUACUGCAGGUAAGCCAUAGAAGUGGCAUUCAGUGAUAGAUCCAGAUGUGCAGGCACGUCUGAGAUUUUAUGGGGCUAAGCAGAGAAGGGAUGGAGGACCGUAAAUGUUGCUCAGUGCUUUCGGUUAGAGUGAAAAUCUGUCAGGCCGGGUCUGCUGUUGGCAGAUUGAGUAAGCUAGUAGCGCUUCUUUUAAUUAGCCAACGGCCUCUUAAAUAAGGACGGUGAUGAAACUCAUAAUUGGACAUUAAUUGCCUCCAUACGUAUUUCAAUUGAGUUAUCGCGGGUAGGUGAUCAACAUUCGAUGUCUUCCCCAUUGCUCUUAAAAUUGCAGUGGCAACAGGCAGAUCUUUGGUGUGUUUGGUAUGGUAACAGUAGCGUGAGUACUAAUUUAAGUGUAUAUCCACCUGCUUUCCCACCCAUAAGUCAGCCCAUAAUUAUGCAAUGUUCUAGAUCUCUACUCAUUGUUGUUUCAGACAAAUUGGGAUAGACCUUGGACUUCAAUAAAGUCACAAUUAACUGUUAUAUUCAAUUUUUUUUGGACUGUUAUGUCACAGAGACGAAAGAGGAGAUGCUGUCAACUAUAGAUGGUGUUCAGUAAGCAUGCAAAAUUGAUGACUGUGUUACGUCUGUGCAAAUUUGACAACAGCUGCCAUAUUUACAGCACAUUUGUUGAGUUACGUGGGAAAGUCAUAGCCUGAAUUUAUUGUUUUAAGUAUGAGGAUGAAUUAAAAUUUGAAGCUUCAGUACUUUUGUAAACCAAGGGAUAUAUUUACUAGUUUAGCAAGAUCACUUAGAUUCAAUUACAGAAAAAAGAUAUUCAGUUUGCCAACACUGAUUUACCCCUUGAUGACUAUACAAUUUACCAAAAGCAAAGUGCUGUUGAAACAAUGCCCUGGGGUAGAUUUAGGCAGUACAGUCGACUAAGUAUAAUCUAUUUUCAACUUAUGACCAGAGUUUCACUGGGGUUGGAUCAAAGUGAUGAUUGAUUUGGUCUAAUGUUCCUAUAUAAAGAUCCUAUAUAAAAUCAAUUUGGAGCACAAACAUUUUAUUUUUAUUAUUCUUAGUGACAAUAAUGAACAAUACGAUUGUCUUUUUUUAAACUUAUAAAUAUCUGUUUCAAUGGUGAAGAAAAGAUUUAAUUUGAAGAAGAGAAUUUAUGGUAUGCGUAAACUCUUAGAAUAAUCCAGUAGAAUAUAUUCUGAAUUUUGCAGUCGUUCGAGAUAUCAAUUUAAACCCAAACUGAGCCGAAUUCAAAACACUGAAGCUCGAGAAUCUACACUGCAUCCCAAAUAUAGAUUCAGUAUUUAAAAGUAUUUGCAUGAACAUCAUUAUAUUUUUCAAGAGAACUGUUUUUGUUUAUGACUAUUUUAUAGAUCUUUUUGAUCUUGCAAUGUGGUGACAAAACUUUGAGAUGUA